Annulohypoxylon maeteangense is the source of this 1285-nucleotide messenger RNA. RefSeq lists its product as uncharacterized. Bases 316 to 1197 code for a protein of 293 amino acids. The transcript has 5 exons. The record is from RefSeq and is a predicted model, not a curated record. Lineage: Eukaryota; Fungi; Ascomycota; Sordariomycetes; Xylariales; Hypoxylaceae.
CUACUAUAGAUUUGAGGACGAGAUUCUUCAUCAGAGAAGACAAACGUAUUCUUGUUGUUCCUAAAUUGCGUGUUAGCAUCCGACGAGGCUGAAAUCUUCGCAGUGGGGAUACUUACUCUUCGGACGACAUAGCUAUUGUGGAUAUUGUGAGGUUGACUAUUCAAACAAAGGCGUUAAUAGUCGGGCUAUCGCAAUUGCCUUUAUAUACUUGUUCCGGUCGUUGGCAGUGCGGGGAUACGAGGCAGAGGCAGAGGCAGAUUGCUUUGAGAAAAAAGCCUUACUUUCCGACCGCUUACUUCACAUAUCUAAGGAACGAUGGCGAGGCGUUUUCUACGUUCUAGAUCCACCCCCCAGGACGACCCCGAAAGCGGGGGAAGCAGAGACAGUAGAAUGCUCGAAGAAUACAGGGCCGGGUAUCCCCGCUACACCGCGCUUCUGUCAUCAUAUCCCUCCUGGUUCAUAUUUCGCCGUUUCGAUAAGCUGCGAGCCCGACUUCUCUUGCUCAAGCAGGAUAAGCUGACGCAACUCGAGAAUCAGCUGGAAAGGAUCGACCAGCAGGAAACAUCCCCCCUUUUUCUUGGAGUGAGCCGGUCCGAUAGAAACGUAGACCGUCUAUCUACUCUAUUAGAGAUAGAGGCAGCCCUAAUUGAAUACGAUGAACUCGUCGAGAGAACCGGUCGGAUAUUAAGCCUACAGUUAGCAGAACAAAAAGAUACAAAGAGUCUACAAACCUGGGUGAAUGGGACAGGUCAGUUAGCCAAAAACGAGAUGUCAUACCUCUCCCAUCAAUGCGAGCUAGUCUCUCUGGUCUCUGUGGCAGACAGCGGAGUCCUACAGCUCGAAUCGUGGGUAGAAGAUAAGUUGAUUCGAUACUUAUCUAUCUUGCGGCCUAAAUUAUUUCGCGAUAUUUCCGCCGGACCGGAUGUAUAUAUACACAGAGGACCUUGGAUCCGACGUGCCGCGAACGCGGUGUUGAUUCUCUUAAUCAUCAUUCUCCUGAUGGUUCCGGUCGUGAUAUGCAAUGCAAUCAGUACCAUCUCGGUCCGAAUCAUCAUCAUUAUUCUGUUCACAGUCUCGUAUCUGUCUAUAAUCUCCUUUUUAACAAGGUCGAAGAUAAUAGAGUUGAUUCUCGCUGGGGCUACGUAUGCUACCGUUCUUAUUGUGUUUGUUUCUGGCUCUACCACAAUAGGAAGUUAGGAAAGUGCAGUUGGGAAUUCGACCAUGUUAAAUGUUGAAUUAAAUAGAGAAGAUUGCAAUCAUACCUAGGUAGGUACCUAUAUAGGUA